Monodelphis domestica (gray short-tailed opossum) is the source of this 1722-nucleotide messenger RNA. RefSeq names its product cell adhesion molecule CEACAM5-like. NCBI's taxonomy places the organism in Eukaryota, Metazoa, Chordata, Mammalia, Didelphimorphia, Didelphidae. The record is from RefSeq and is a predicted model, not a curated record.
CUGUCCAAACCUACCAUUCUCACCUCCAACAAUACUGCAGUGGAGACCAAAGACUUCUCAUUGACCUGCAAUGGUACAGGUCAAAUUCACGCUUACCAGUGGCUCAUAAAUGGACUUGCCCCAGCUGAUAGCAGGAUACAGCUGUCCCCGGAUAAGAGGACACUCACUAUCCGCAGGCUCACAAGAAGGGAAAACAAAGGGCCCUAUGUGUGUGAAAUCCAGAACCCAUUGUCUAGGAAUAGAAGUGAUCCAUUCACACAGUAUGUUGCCUAUGGCCCAGAUAUUGCCACGAUUGUCCAAACACCGGAUGUGUACCCUACUGGGGCAAAUAUUACCUUUAGCUGUUCUGCUAAAUCUAACCCAUCCAGUCAAUUCACUUGGUUACACAAUGGACAAAUAUUCAGCAACGCAGCCUCAACAUACGUUACGGCAACCCUGAUGCACACUGGAACAUAUACCUGUAAGGCAUCUAAUUCAUUCACUGGCUUGAUGCACACCCAAACAAAGAAUAUUACAAUUUAUGAUGGACCAGAUACCGCCAUGAUUGUCCGAACACCUGAUGUGUACCCUACUGGGGCAAAUAUUACCUUUAGCUGUUCUGCUCAAUCUAACCCACCCAGUCAAUUCACUUGGUUACACAAUGGACAACGUGUCAGCAACUCAGCCACAUUUUCUAUUAUUGCAUCCCUGAAUCAUGCUGGAUCCCAUAUAUGUAUUGCAUCUAACUCAUUCACUGGCUUGAUGCUCACCCAAACCAAGAAUAUUACAAUUUAUGCUCAACUGUCCAAACCUACCAUUCUCACCUCCAACAAUACUGCAGUGGAAACCAAGGACUUCUCAUUGACCUGCAAUGGUACAGGUCAAAUUCACGCUUACCAGUGGUUAAUAAAUGGACUUGCCCCAGCUGAUAGCAGGAUACAGCUAUCCCCGGAUAAGAGGACACUCACUAUCCGCAGGCUCACAAGAAGGGAAAACAAAGGGCCCUAUGUGUGUGAAAUCCAGAACCCAUUGUCUAGGAAUAGGAGUGAUCCAUUCACACUGGAUGUUGCCUAUGGACCAGAUACCGCCAUGAUUGUCCGAACACCGGAUGAGUACCCUACUGGGGCAAAUAUUACCUUUAGCUGUUCUGCUCAAUCUAACCCACCCAGUCAAUUCACUUGGUUACACAAUGGACAACAUGUCAGCAACUCAGCCACAUUUUCUAUUAUUGCAUCCCUGAAUCAUGCUGGAUCCCAUACCUGUAUUGCAUCUAACUCAUUCACUGGCUUGAUGCACACCCAAACCAAGAAUAUUACAAUUUAUGCUCAACUGUCCAAACCUACCAUUCUCACCUCCAACAAUACUGCAGUGGAGACCAAGGACUUCUCAUUGACCUGCAAUGGUACAGGUCAAAUUCACGCUUACCAGUGGCUCAUAAAUGGACUUGCCCCAGCUGAUAGCAGGAUACAGCUGUCCCCGGAUAAGAGGACACUCACUAUCCGCAGGCUCACAAGAAGGGAAAACAAAGGGCCCUAUGUGUGUGAAAUCCAGAACCCAUUGUCUAGGAAUAGAAGUGAUCCAUUCACACUGGAUGUUGCCUAUGGCCCAGAUACACCCAGGAUUAUCCCUACAGUUGAUCAGUACCCUGUUGGGGCAAAUAUUAUGUUGAUCUGUUCUGCUAAAUCUAAACCACCUGCCCAAUUCACACUCAGCCAAACUCUCUAUUACUAAUGUGUCCCUGAA